UUCUGCAGACUAAACCUGGUGGGGAUGGAAUCAUCAGAGAGUACAACAAAACCAAAUGCUUAUCUGACAGCAACAGGAGAAAGAUGGUCAAUAUUCUUACUGCAGAUAUGACUGAAAAGCACAGCUCAUCUCCACCCAAACAAGUAAGAGAACUGUAUGCUCAAGGAAUCAUUGCCCUGUUUCCAUAUCUUAGGGAUCCAUAUGCAAAGCUUGGUUAUGAACAUUAUUAUGACCCUCAAAGUGGACAAGGGUACUUGUCAUGGAAAAUAAAGAACAUUCAGAGGAACAGUGCACCAUCAGAGAUCCGUAGAUGUGUCCCCCAGUCUUUUGGUGGCCCAUCUGCGCAGAGAGAAGCUUCAUUCAGCACAGAAGUUAUCCUGACCGAAGAAGAACAGUAUAGGGAAGCAGUUUCUCUUAUGAAGCAUACUUCAGAGGAGGUGACAAUGGUUCAUGACCCAAGCAGAUGCACUGAUGUGCUAACUGAAUUUCCACGUUAUUUGGAUAUUAAAGGCCUGAUUGAGCUGGAUUUUGCUUGUCUUUUUGGUGAAAAGACAGCAGCUAAGUUUUUAGAGAGGUGGCCAACUACAUUUAUGCCGAAAGUCAUUCAGCAGAGCAAGGGGCUUAACUCCUCCCAAGAACUUCAGGACCUGAUUCACUGUGCAGAAUCGGCUGUGGACACUGAAUCAGAUGAAGACGGAUGGGGUAGCGGUCUUGCUUCGAUUCUUCUUUUACUUCACCUAAUUCCACCAUCACCACAAGGUCGCAAGAGACCUGGGAAAAUGUCGGCAUCUCCUGCUAUGAUGAACACUGGCAGCUACUAUUACUGUUACUACAAAUUGUAA
Molecule: messenger RNA, 842 nt
Organism: Puntigrus tetrazona (Sumatra barb)
Lineage: Eukaryota; Metazoa; Chordata; Actinopteri; Cypriniformes; Cyprinidae
Exons: 7
Coding region: 84-842 (252 amino acids)
Source: RefSeq, a predicted model, not a curated record